This is a messenger RNA of Dufourea novaeangliae, 2091 nucleotides long. RefSeq names its product 26S protease regulatory subunit 6B (gene Rpt3). The record is from RefSeq and is a predicted model, not a curated record. Lineage: Eukaryota; Metazoa; Arthropoda; Insecta; Hymenoptera; Halictidae. The coding region runs from base 82 to 1329 and encodes 415 amino acids. Gene Ontology annotation, cellular component: proteasome regulatory particle, base subcomplex. Gene Ontology annotation, molecular function: ATP binding; proteasome-activating activity; ATP hydrolysis activity. Gene Ontology annotation, biological process: proteasome-mediated ubiquitin-dependent protein catabolic process. The transcript has 6 exons.
AGUGAGUCCUCAAAAAUCUCAAAUCAUUCAUUGUAUCGUAUGUUCAGUUGGGGUUAAGUCAACGAAAACCUAUGUCAAAUAAUGGAUGAAAUGAGUGUGAUUCUACCUGACAAGGAUGUGAGCGAGAUGGAUUGUAAGCCUGUGAUUGGACACUAUACUGGUGCUGGAGAUGAAUUAGACGUUGAAGAUCUUUACACGAAAUAUAAGAAACUGCAAAGAAUGUUAGAAUUCCUUGAGGUCCAAGAGGAAUACAUUAAGGAUGAACAGCGUAAUUUAAAGAAAGAAUACUUGCAUGCCCAAGAGGAGGUAAAACGCAUACAAAGUGUACCUUUAGUUAUUGGACAAUUCUUGGAAGCUGUAGACCAGAAUACUGGCAUAGUAGGUUCUACCACAGGCUCUAAUUACUAUGUACGUAUUCUAUCUACAAUUGAUAGAGAGCUGUUGAAACCUUCAGCCAGUGUAGCUCUCCAUAAGCACAGCAAUGCUUUAGUAGAUGUUCUGCCACCAGAAGCUGAUUCAAGUAUCUCUAUGUUACAAGCAGACGAAAAACCUGAUAUACAAUACAGUGACAUUGGAGGUAUGGAUAUGCAGAAACAAGAGAUCAGGGAGGCUGUAGAACUACCUCUUACUCAUUUCGAACUGUACAAACAGAUUGGAAUUGACCCGCCGAGGGGCGUACUCAUGUAUGGUCCACCUGGGUGCGGUAAGACUAUGCUUGCAAAGGCUGUUGCUAGACACACUACAGCCGCGUUCAUUCGCGUAGUAGGCUCUGAGUUUGUACAGAAGUAUUUGGGCGAAGGACCGAGAAUGGUCAGAGACGUCUUCCGUUUAGCAAAAGAAAAUUCACCUGCUAUAAUUUUCAUCGAUGAAAUCGAUGCUAUAGCCACGAAAAGAUUCGAUGCUCAGACGGGCGCUGAUCGUGAAGUGCAGCGUAUUCUCUUGGAAUUGCUUAAUCAAAUGGACGGUUUCGAUCAAACGACUAAUGUUAAAGUUAUAAUGGCUACAAACAGAGCGGAUACAUUAGAUCCUGCUUUACUACGUCCAGGCAGAUUGGACCGAAAAAUCGAAUUUCCUUUGCCCGACCGUCGGCAGAAGCGUUUGAUUUUCUCAACGAUCACUGCGAAAAUGAACUUGAGCGAGGAAGUGGACUUGGAAGAUUACGUGGCGCGACCAGAUAGGAUCUCUGGAGCCGAUAUAAACGCAAUUUGUCAGGAAGCGGGAAUGCACGCGGUUCGCGAGAACCGUUAUAUCGUUCUAGCGAAAGAUUUUGAGAAAGGUUAUAAAAACAACAUUAAAAAAGAUGAAUCCGAGCACGAGUUCUACAAGUAAAAAAAGAAAGUGUGUUCCCGCACCGCGUAAUCAUAUUUUAUGGUUCCAUAUGUACUUGCAAAUUCAUGUAUUACUAUGAAUCUAAUUAUUAAUACACGUUUACACAAUCCUUUUGUGCGUGUGUGUGGUGUGUGUACAUGUAUGCACGCGAGCGCAUAUGCAUUUUUGUGGGUAUAGUAAGAGGUAAUGACCUAGUGUAAGAGUAAACGCGGUAAGGCCACAGAGAAGAUUUGAGUCCGACCGUCAUUUAUAAAUUAUGGAGUAUCGUGGAAAUUGAGGUUUUCACGGAUUAACGUCGUACAGGUAUUACCGUAUAGAUUUCAAGCGAUAGCUGAACAAUUAAAAUCUCUGAUGACUAUUAAAUCGAAACAAGGAGGAUACACGCCAGUAGUAAACUACAACUCGACAUGAAAGCGUGUAAAUCAGUGUGUAAUUUGAUCACUGACAAAGCUAAUUGUUGGGAUAAUUUUUACAAAAGGAUAAAGCUCACACUUGAAAACCUCAAGUCAUAAGAAAUAUCAUAAUCAUGUUAGCAAUGAACUGAUACCUCAUCCAGUGCUGUGUAAAACAUCCCUUUUCUCAAUUAGUUUCCCUUUCAGACCAAUUCUGUAAAUUUCUUUAAUGCUACACGAGGUUUACUAAUUCACUAUAUCACACUCAAGUAUACGUUUUAUGAUCAUUGGAAUUAAAUCGUACUUCCGUCUAUCUAGAGAACAUUAUUCAUUCUAGGUAUUAAUAAAGAUUAAACUGCGAAGUCAAGAA